Saccoglossus kowalevskii is the source of this 494-nucleotide messenger RNA. Its product is annotated as protocadherin Fat 1-like. NCBI's taxonomy places the organism in Eukaryota, Metazoa, Hemichordata, Enteropneusta, Harrimaniidae. The record is from RefSeq and is a predicted model, not a curated record.
CUUUCCAGCCAUAUCCAUGUGCUAAUAAUCCAUGCCGAAAUGCUGCAAAUUGCACGGAUAGUCUGAAACAAUUUAUCUGUCACUGUUCAGAAGGAUGGGAAGGUACUACGUGUGAAGAUAGAGUAAACCCAUGUCAAAGUAACCCUUGUGUAAAUAAUGGGAAAUGUCAAUGGAGUGAUGGUGAUAUAUCAUACCACUGUGAUUGCCCGGAUGACAGAAUGGGACAGCAUUGUGACACCGGACUCACCGGUGGAGGGAUUGCUGUAGUUAUGGUGUCAAUUAUUAUUGUGGUUUCAGUGGUGGUAAUUCUCCGAAAGAAAAAGACAGAAUCGAACUCAACACAGUCAUCACCAACUUUGGACAAGAAUGCCGACUACGAGGGGAUCGAUAUUAACACGAUUGAUGAUGCAACCUACACCAAACUUAAUAUAAUUGGACUGGAAAGCAAUGGCUACGAAGAAGUACACAGUAUCAGAACUCAGUCGUCAAUGUAA